This is a messenger RNA of Iphiclides podalirius (scarce swallowtail), 375 nucleotides long. The record is from the annotation of a GenBank genome assembly. NCBI's taxonomy places the organism in Eukaryota, Metazoa, Arthropoda, Insecta, Lepidoptera, Papilionidae.
AUGGAAGUCCCGUCUCUUAAACGUAGUGAUUACAUUCUCUUUGGGUACGGCUGUAGUGUCGGCAAUUUUAUUACCAGCCAUGCUAUGCCAAGAGAUAGCAGCAUUAUAAAACAAGAAGCAUUAUCGGAUGUGGAUUAUGUUGCAACAAAGACUCAAACCUCGCUGCCCAAUGUAACCAAUGAAAAAGAUUAUAAAAUACCUGGAAGAGUGAUGUGCCAAUUCGAAGAACCCACAGAAGAUGUCAUUUGUCAAGAACACUGUGUCCCUAAGGGAUAUUCUUAUGGAAUUUGCCCGGAAGCACACCAACCCCAGCACUGGUUCUGGCUCAAUCAUGAACCUCUCGUCAGAUUCGACAAGUUUAGCAAAGUAUUGCGC